Molecule: messenger RNA, 1645 nt
Organism: Oxyura jamaicensis (ruddy duck)
Lineage: Eukaryota; Metazoa; Chordata; Aves; Anseriformes; Anatidae
Gene: GSX2
Product: GS homeobox 2
Exons: 2
Coding region: 404-1216 (270 amino acids)
Biological process (GO): regulation of DNA-templated transcription
Cellular component (GO): nucleus
Molecular function (GO): DNA-binding transcription factor activity, RNA polymerase II-specific; sequence-specific double-stranded DNA binding
Source: RefSeq, a predicted model, not a curated record
AGAGGCACCCUGGGGGUGUCCCCCCCGUGUUCCCCCCCGGCUUCCCUGCUACUAGAAUUUAUCUGGGACUGAGGCUCAGGGUUGAAGUCAGCGGGCAGCGAAAGAGCACGCACAUUUUGUGCCCCCCUUCCCUCCCUCCCUCCCUCUCUGCCCCCUCCCCGCCCCCGGCAGCCUCUCCUGCCGGCCUGGGAAGCCGGGGAGAUUUAGAUCUGCGAGGCUUUCAGCCAUCACGUGUUUAAAUAGUUGAUAUAAAACCCCAGCGCAGGGGAGCCAGGCGGGGGGACUUUAAGACCAGCCCUCUCCAGGGACCCUUUUGUUUGGCUCUCGAACAUAAGCACCUUCUUCGCCUCGCCGGGACUUCAGCGGCAACUUUGGCCGAGCGGCCCCGGCGAGCCCCGCCGCGAUGUCCCGCUCCUUCUACGUGGACUCCCUCAUCAUCAAGGAUUCGUCGAGGCCGGCUCCGUCCCUGCCUGAGCAUCACCACCACGGCCAGGAUUUCUUCAUCCCCCUCGGCGUGCCUUCCCCCCUCGUCAUGUCGGUGGCGGGGCCGGGCUGCCCGUCCCGCAAGAGCGGCGCUUUCUGCGUCUGCCCGCUCUGUGUCACCUCGCACCUGCACUCCUCCCGCGGUGCCGGCGGCGGCGGCGGGGGAGGAGGUGGCGGGGCCAUCCCCCUGCUCAAGGGCCAGUUCCCCGCCGCCUCCGGCUCCCCCGAGGCUCAGUGCUGCCCGAGGGCCGGCCACGCUCAGCACCCUCCUCAGCACCCUCCGCCCGCAGUGCCCGCCGCCGCCCUGGGGCACCCAGCGCAUCACCCACCUGCCUGCGCCGCCACCGCCUACAGCGUCAGCGACCCCCGGAGGUUUCACUGCCUCGGCAUGGGAGGGUCCGACGCCAGCCAAAUUCAAAACGGGAAGAGGAUGAGGACGGCUUUCACCAGCACCCAGCUCCUGGAGCUGGAGCGGGAGUUCUCCUCCAACAUGUACCUGUCCCGCCUGCGGCGGAUCGAGAUAGCCACCUACCUGAACCUCUCCGAGAAGCAGGUGAAGAUCUGGUUCCAGAACCGCCGGGUGAAGCACAAGAAGGAAGGCAAAGGCACCCAGCGAAACUCCCAUGGGGGCUGCAAGUGCAGCACCGGCCAGGGGCACUACCCCAGGUCGGAGGACGAGGAGUCUUUAUCCCCCUCAUCGGCUACCGAGGAGAAGGAGAUCUCCCCGCUAUGAGCCCCCCGCAGCCCCGGGGUGCAGGGCGGCACACCUGGGGCCGCUCGGUCCCCCACCCCGGCAGCAGCCUUCUUUUGGGGCGCCGGUGUUCCCCUGGGGAUGCUUCAGCCACCCCGUGAGCCCGGCAGCAGGCACCUGCUCCUCCGAGCUUGCAUCGCGGGACAGAACCCGCACUGCCCAGGGGUCCUCCCGGGGCAGUCUGAAGGGAGAAGGAAGGAAGGAAGGAAAGAAGGAAGAAGCAUAUUCGGAACCUGAAAAGCAAACACGAAACGUGUAGGGCUGACACCCCCCCGGACGGACUCCUUAACGCGAAUAAGAAAAGCAAUAAAGCUCAAGUCAUUUGGGUUUGGGACGUCGGUUUGUUUGUGAAUAGUUUUAUAUAAAACUUAUAUUUAUAUUUAUUUAAAUAAAUGAGAUCAGACGAGAAUU